GUGGCCCCGCCCUCUCCGGCCCCCGGCCGGGCAGGGCCGGGCAGCCAUUUUGGGCAGAGCUUUGUUAUGAUUCGGUCUGAGGAACUCUCGAGCCAGAGAGAGAGAGAGAGCGAGAGAGAGAGCGAGAGGGGCCUGGUCCGAUAAUGCUUUGUGAAUUCUACUGUUUCUGAUGGAAGAAGACAGUUUCUCAAAUAUGAACUCUUCAUUUUAAUACAACCAGCUUUUCCUCCUUUUUGCUGUUCUCCUCUGAUUAGAGCAAUAAUUCAAGUAGAAUUGCUUAGGGAGAGAUUGCUUUAAAAGCUGACCCUUUAUUUUUAGCUUUAAUUAAAUGCAUAAAUGGAAAUUAUAGAAAAGACAUAAAAUGUUGUGACAUAUCUUCAAGUUGUUUGUAGUUUCUCAGCAUGGAAACUUAUUGAAGGAUAUGAAAAGCCCAUCAAGGUACUGUUUUUAAAAAAACGCUAAUCUUUUUUUUAGCAAUUAUAAAAUUUUGAAUAUGAGUGUUGCAUUUUAGGACAUUUAGGAACAGAAUCUUAACCUAGUAUUCCAGAAUUUGCCAGACUUCUCAGGAACCUUUCAACUUCCUUCUUCCUGUGUCCUGACCCAGUUGGUUAUUCUGCAGAUUUCUUGCAGAAGAUGAAAAAAGUUAAUUUGAGGGAUUCACCAUUAAUAAUGGCAUUUUUCUGAAUGUUGUGCAGAUCUAAUAAAUACUUCUGUAAUGUAAUAGUUAGAUUAUAUAGCAUUGUGACAACAGAAAAAAGUUUAAUGAGGUGAAUGUGGUUGUGGUUUUUCAAAAAUGCACACUCCCUUUUAGGACUUCUUUUCUCAUAUGAGUGCAGAGCGCAGUUAAAAUGAGCAGUUAGAGAGGUUGAGGGGUGCAGUCAGCACAAAGUGCGGCUUUUUGUGCUUUUUGGGGGACUCACCAUUGCCACAGAGCUGGCAGAGGUGCACCCUGGAGAAGAAAGAAACCUGGAGAGUCAAGAGGACAGCUAAAAGCAAGAGUGGACUGCUGAGGCCAAAGUAGAUCCUGGCCAUGAGGUUUGAUGCCUCAUUUUAUUAAAGAAAGACACUGGACCUAAAUGGCGCAACAUGACUUUGUUCCUGCCUGGCUUAACUUCUCGACGCCACAGUCCGCCAAGGCCCCUGGAGCUCCUUUUGAGAAGCACGGAGAGCAUCUUCCUCGGGGAGAGGGCCGCUUUGGAGUAAGCCGGAGACGCCACAACUCUUCAGAUGGCUUUUUUAAUAAUGGGCCCCUCAGAACUGCAGGAGAUUGCUGGCAUCAGCCUUCCUUACACCGUCAUGAUUCUGUGGAUUCUGGUGUUUCUAAAGGAGCUCAUGUUGGGCUAGCUGGCAACCAGCCUGGCUGGCAUGGUUCUUCACGGGGUCAUGAUGGUAUGAAUCAGCGGGGGGGAGGAAAUGCAUCCCAUCGUCACUGGAAUGGCAAUUUCCACUCCCGAAAGGGUUCAGUUUUUCAAGAAAAGUCACCUGCCGAGGCCAGGGAAGAGAAGGAGGAGAAGGAGAAACUGCAGUUUGAGGAGGAAGACUUUCCAUCAUUGAAUCCAGAAGCCGGAAAGCAGAACCAUCACAAUAAGCCCAUUGGGACUCCAUCAGGUGUCUGGGAAAACCCUCCUAGUGCCAAGCAACCUACCAAGAUGCUGGUCAUCAAAAAGGUUUCAAAAGAAGAUCCUGCUGCUGCUUUCUCGGCUGCAUUUACAUCACCAGGGCCUCAGCUUUCAAAUGGCAACAAAGCAACCACUAUUGUCCCAAGUGUCUAUAAAAACCUGGUUCCUAAACCUGCAGCACCUCCUUCCAAGCCAAGCCAAUGGAAAACUAACAGAAGUGAGCAUAAACCAGGCUCUCUCACCUCCAGUCGUGAUUCUGCUUUUACCAGUCCAGUGUCUAUAACCAAACCAGCUGUAUUAGCCAGCGGGUCUAUUCUUGCCUCUUCCAAAGAGAGUCCUUCCAGCACCACCCCUCCAAUUGAAAUAAGCUCCUCUCGCUUGACAAAGCUGAUGCGUCGCACCACAGAUAAGAAGAGUGAGUUCCUGAAGGCUCUGAAGGAUGACAGGAAUGGAGAAUUGCCAGAACGCCAUGAGAACAACAAACUGGAGGAUAUGGAAGGCGGCAGCACACCAGAACCAAAGGAAAAUUGGGAAGAGAAUUGCCAUCAGAAUGGUCUUUCUCUGCCUUUGGAAGAGGGGGAAAACCUCUCUCACUCAUUAGAAGCAGAACACAGAUUACUGAAAGCAAUGGGAUGGCAGGAAUAUCCUGAAAAUGAUGAGAAUUGCCUUCCGCUUACAGAGGAUGAGCUCAAAGAGUUCCAAAUAAAGUCAGAGCAGCUAAGAAGAAAUGGCUUUAGAAAGAAUGGAUUUCUUCAAGGCCGUUGCAGCAGUCAACUGUUCUCCCACUGGAGAAGCACUUUUAAGACAGAUUUUGAAGCAUCAGAUACAGAGACAAGUAGCAGUGAAACUUCAGACGACGAUGCCUGAAAAGGGGCACCAAAAACCCACAGUAUAAAACCAACCCAGCAAACUCAGUUUGUAGUUUAGCACAUUAAUGUUUGGGGUUCAAAUGAAGCAGAGUUUAUUCUGUCUCAAGUCUGUUCAGUUUCUUUUUUAUUGUUGAAAACUUCAUGCACAAGGGAAAGAAUUAUAUCCCAAAGAAGAAAGCUAUUGGCUUAUUACUUUUUGGUUUUGCCCUUCUAUGCUUCAUAGAAAACAGUCCGUGCAGAUGGGUGGACCACUGGUCUUCUGGGACAAGGCCUCAGUUCAGUCUCAUCAGAAGCAGGAUGUAAGGGACUGGGUUGGGCAGCCACAAGCUUCUUAUACUGCCGUCCACAUGGCAAAAUGCUGUGCGGCAAUAAUGUGCUAAAACAAUCAUUGUCAAUGACAAAAUGGCUAUGGAAGUUCUAAUUGUGUUAAAUUAAUGCUAAUAACAUGGAACUUUUUAUUUUUUUGGCGGCUCGGGGAGCUUCAUCACUUAACCAGGCGUGUUUGGUUUUUCUUUUUUUGGGUACAGCUGUAAAAUAUUUGGAUAUAGGAAUCGUUUGUGUUCUUCUUGCAACCUUGAUAUUCAGGGUGGAUUGUAAAAUAUAAAUUUUUGUGGGAUUUCAAAGAUUAAGAUUAUUUUGAUAACAUUAUUUACAGAUUUAAAAAAGUGACUAUCACAUUGAGUCUGUAUGAGGGGGAAAAACUACUGCAUCAGAAGAUAACUAACUUGGAAUAAAUAUUUUGCAUCAGUUUGCCAA
Messenger RNA from Anolis sagrei ordinatus, 3244 nucleotides. It is a transcript of the gene GPBP1L1, whose product is annotated as GC-rich promoter binding protein 1 like 1. Gene Ontology annotation, biological process: DNA-templated transcription; positive regulation of DNA-templated transcription. Gene Ontology annotation, cellular component: nucleus. Gene Ontology annotation, molecular function: DNA binding; RNA binding. The record is from RefSeq and is a predicted model, not a curated record. NCBI's taxonomy places the organism in Eukaryota, Metazoa, Chordata, Lepidosauria, Squamata, Anolidae.